Lasiodiplodia theobromae is the source of this 564-nucleotide messenger RNA. RefSeq names its product U2 SNRNP component prp10. The coding region runs from base 1 to 564 and encodes 187 amino acids. Lineage: Eukaryota; Fungi; Ascomycota; Dothideomycetes; Botryosphaeriales; Botryosphaeriaceae. The transcript has 2 exons. The record is from RefSeq and is a predicted model, not a curated record.
AUGGAUCCCGAGGAGCAGACAGCGGUGGCGGGGCAGGACAGUGUCGCCACGGAGGUCAGCAGCUUACAGAAGAAGCGCAAGCGUCCGCACUUCGAGAAGCAUACACGCAUACGCAAUGCCGCCGCUAUGAAGUUUUCGGUCCCAGUCCCAGAGGGUGAGGAAGACACCCGCACCAUGCCAAAGCGCAAGAGGAAGUCUGGAAACCUCACCACGGCACAGCGUCAAGCUCGCAAGGCUGCCAAGAGAGCAGAGGAGGCCGGUGAGGCUGGUGAAGCUGGCGGUACUGGGGCCGAUGAGCCUGGCGUUGGCAGAGCUCCAGUCGAGGUCGAAGAAGACGAUAGGUUGCCUUGGGAGCGUAAGGCUUUGCCUCCAAUCUCUCCGACUCCAUCAUCCUCACCUAUUCCAAUUCCUUGGUCUUCAAGCCCACCAAGGGCUCUUGCGCCCUCGCCCGCGCCCACGAAGUCCGAGCAGCCGGAUGGCCCUACCAGGUCGGUCAUUGCCGGCGAAUACGGCCUUGUUAUUGGCCGAGAGUCUUCCGACAAGAAAGAGUCCAAUCAACCAUAG